Polyodon spathula (Mississippi paddlefish) is the source of this 9096-nucleotide messenger RNA. Its product is annotated as titin-like. Lineage: Eukaryota; Metazoa; Chordata; Actinopteri; Acipenseriformes; Polyodontidae. The transcript has 29 exons. The record is from RefSeq and is a predicted model, not a curated record. Bases 331 to 8085 code for a protein of 2584 amino acids.
ACUGCAAACGAGCCUGUGAGCGUGAAUCAAACAGGAGCGUGAUGUAUUAUUAAUAUAAUUUCAAAGAAUAUUCUCACGGCAUCAACCAAUAAUACAAUAACAUGCUAUAACAAAUCCACAGUCCAUUGUACUGUAAGCAAACCGUUACAUGCGUUCCUGUGUUGUGUUCAGUGAACUCUGUAUCCUGCUGAAUUUAUCCAGCCAUAUGCAAACUCAGAGCCCCCACUUCCUAUUUAAUGCAGAGCAGAGGCACCCAGAAGGCAGAUGCCAGGGACGCGGGCAACGGUAUAGAAGUGACACACAGUGUAGCGUCUCAUUACUGAACCAGACAUGGGAGGCAUUGCACAGCUCUGCAUCGUACUGUACUGCUUGGCAGGUGUUUGGGCGGACAUUGUGUUGAAGCAGUCCGAUCCUGAGGUUAGAAAGCCAGGAGACUCUGUGAAACUGUCCUGUCAAGACUCCGGGGAAGAUGAGGAUGGGGAUUCCAUCAGUUACUAUCUGAUGAGCUGGAUUCGACAAACUCCUGGGAAGGGUCUGGAAUGGGUGGGCUCCAUUGCCAGCAGUGCUGCUGAUAGUAGUACAAGCUAUGCCCCGUCUGUCCAGGGAAGAUUCACCAUCUCCAGAGACGACUCCAACAGCAUGCUGUAUUUACAAAUGAACAGCCUGAAGACCGAAGACUCUGCCGUGUAUUACUGUGCUGUAGACCAUACGGCUAUAGUAGCUUUCUCUAUAGAAGGUGAUUACUUUGAGUACUGGGGACAAGGCACAACCCUCACCGUUACUUCUGCAAGUCCAUCACCCCCGACGUUGUUUCCGCUUGUUGCGUCAUGCGGUUCGCCAGUGGCCACCGUCCCUCUCACUAUAGGAUGCUUAGCAACCGAAUUCAUGCCUUCCAGCGUGACCUACUCGUGGAUGGAUGACUCACGAACAGCUUUUCCUUCGGAUAAGUACCGCCAGUACCCGCCUGUGCAGAGAGGGGGAACGUUCUCUUCCACUAGCCAGCUCUCCGUCUCCAGCGAGGAGUGGGAAAAUUCCGAGUUCUUCAUCUGCAAAGUAACGAGUAGUACCUACACUGUCGAAAUCCCGGUGCGCAAACCUGUAAUUGUGUCCACAGACCCACCAGAAAUCAGUUUAGUCCAUCUUCCUUGCAAAGACGUUAAAACACCAACGUUCGUACUGACCUGCAUUGUAGUCGACUUCCACUCAGAAGACAUUACAGUAAAGUGGUCUGUUAAUGGGAUUCCUCUAAUGGAUGAAAAAUCUUCACUCAUUCUGAACAAAGAAAAAGGCAAAGACAAGGCCUUCACCUUCAUCAGCCGCCAGGAGAUUUCCAGGGAUGAAUGGAAGAAAGGUAGCACGUUUUCCUGCAUCGUCACACACGGCAAGACUACUACAAACAAGAAUAUCAGCAUGUGUACAGCUUGCUCCAGCACUGAGCCAACUAUUUAUCUCCAAAAACCCCCAUUUGAAGCUGUUCUCAAAGGGAAACAUGUCAGUGCUGAUUGUCUUGUGGUUGGACUCAAAGACAGCAUCAUUUCCUGGAUUGUUGAUGGAAGAGAAAAGGACUCACAAUCAGUUGAUAGCAAACUAAACGGGAAUAAUACCCAAAGCAUCACUAAGCGAUUGACAGUAUCUGCUGCUGAGUGGAAAAGCUACAACAAAAUAAGUUGCAAAGUCAAACACCCUUGUUUCACCAAAGAGGCGUCUAUUACCAGAGAGACAGGUCCCUACAAAAAGCCUGUCCUGGAGCUUCUACGCCCCUCUGAAGAUCAUCUGGGAGCCGACAGCGCAGAGCUGGUAUGCAUCAUUACUGGGUUCUUCCCGAGUGAUAUCUAUGUGAAAUGGCAGAAGGGUGAUAAAGAAAUUGAUGCUGGUCUUUACAAGAACAAUCCUGUCGUUCCUGAGAAAGGGGGAGUCUCCUAUUCAACGUUCAGUAGACUCACAAUCCCCAAAAAUGAGUGGAUGACUAGAAAUACCUACAGCUGCGUGGCUGCUCAUGGGACAGAAAGGUUUACAGCUAAAACACCUGACAAUCUUUUUGCUUGCUCCAGCACUGAGCCAACUAUUUAUCUCCAAAAACCCCCAUUUGAAGCUGUUCUCAAAGGGAAACAUGUCAGUGCUGAUUGUAUUGUGGUUGGACUCAAAGACAGCAUCGUUUCCUGGAUUGUUGAUGGAAGAGAAAAGGACUCACAAUCAGUUGAUAGCAAAAUAAACGGGAAUAAUACCCAAAGCAUCACCAAGCGAUUGACAGUAUCUGCUGCUGAGUGGAAAAGCUACAACAAAAUAAGUUGCCAAGUCAAACACCCUUGUUUCACCAAAGAGGCGUCUAUUACCAAAGAGACAGGUCCCUACAAAAAGCCUGUCCUGGAGCUUCUACGCCCCUCUGAAGAUCAUCUGGGAGCCGACAGCGCAGAGCUGGUAUGCAUCAUUACUGGGUUCUUCCCGAGUGAUAUCUAUGUGAAAUGGCAGAAGGGUGAUAAGGAAAUCGAUUCUGCUCUUUACAAGAACAAUCCUGUCGUUCCUGAGAAAGGGGGAGUCUCCUAUUCAACGUUCAGUAGACUCACAAUCCCCAAAAAUGAGUGGACGACUAGAAAUACCUACAGCUGCGUGGCUGCUCAUGGGACAGAAAGGUUUACAGCUAAAACACCUGAUAAUCUUUUUGCUUGCUCCAGCACUGAGCCAACUAUUUAUCUCCAAAAACCCCCAUUUGAAGCUGUUCUCAAAGGGAAACAUGUCAGUGCUGAUUGUCUUGUGGUUGGACUCAAAGACAGCAUCAUUUCCUGGAUUGUUGAUGGAAGAGAAAAGGACUCACAAUCAGUUGAUAGCAAACUAAACGGGAAUAAUACCCAAAGCAUCACCAAGCGAUUGACAGUAUCUGCUGCUGAGUGGAAAAGCUACAACAAAAUUAGUUGCCAAGUCAAACACCCUUGUUUCACCAAAGAGGCGUCUAUUACCAAAGAGACAGGUCCCUACAAAAAGCCUGUCCUGGAGCUUCUACGCCCCUCUGAAGAUCAUCUGGGAGCCGACAGCGCAGAGCUGGUAUGCAUCAUUACUGGGUUCUUCCCGAGUGAUAUCUAUGUGAAAUGGCAGAAGGGUGAUAAGGAAAUCGAUUCUGCUCUUUACAAGAACAAUCCUGUCGUUCCUGAGAAAGGGGGAGUCUCCUAUUCAACGUUCAGUAGACUCACAAUCCCCAAAAAUGAGUGGAUGACUAGAAAUACCUACAGCUGCGUGGCUGCUCAUGGGACAGAAAGGUUUACAGCUAAAACACCUGACAAUCUUUUUGCUUGCUCCAGCACUGAGCCAACUAUUUAUCUCCAAAAACCCCCAUUUGAAGCUGUUCUCAAAGGGAAACAUGUCAGUGCUGAUUGUCUUGUGGUUGGACUCAAAGACAGCAUCAUUUCCUGGAUUGUUGAUGGAAGAGAAAAGGACUCACAAUCAGUUGAUAGCAAACUAAACGGGAAUAAUACCCAAAGCAUCACCAAGCGAUUGACAGUAUCUGCUGCUGAGUGGAAAAGCUACAACAAAAUUAGUUGCCAAGUCAAACACCCUUGUUUCACCAAAGAGGCGUCUAUUACCAGAGAGACAGGUCCCUACAAAAAGCCUGUCCUGGAGCUUCUACGCCCCUCUGAAGAUCAUCUGGGAGCCGACAGCGCAGAGCUGGUAUGCAUCAUUACUGGGUUCUUCCCGAGUGAUAUCUAUGUGAAAUGGCAGAAGGGUGAUAAGGAAAUCGAUUCUGCUCUUUACAAGAACAAUCCUGUCGUUCCUGAGAAAGGGGGAGUCUCCUAUUCAACGUUCAGUAGACUCACAAUCCCCAAAAAUGAGUGGACGAAUAGAAAUACCUACAGCUGCGUGGCUGCUCAUGGGACAGAAAGGUUUACAGCUAAAACACCUGAUAAUCUUUUUGCUUGCUCCAGCACUGAGCCAACUAUUUAUCUCCAAAAACCCCCAUUUGAAGCUGUUCUCAAAGGGAAACAUGUCAGUGCUGAUUGUCUUGUGGUUGGACUCAAAGACAGCAUCAUUUCCUGGAUUGUUGAUGGAAGAGAAAAGGACUCAAAAUCAGUUGAUAGCAAAAUAAACGGGAAUAAUACCCAAAGCAUCACCAAGCGAUUGACAGUAUCUGCUGCUGAGUGGAAAAGCUACAACAAAAUAAGUUGCCAAGUCAAACACCCUUGUUUCACCAAAGAGGCGUCUAUUACCAAAGAGACAGGUCCCUACAAAAAGCCUGUCCUGGAGCUUCUACGCCCCUCUGAAGAUCAUCUGGGAGCCGACAGCGCAGAGCUGGUAUGCAUCAUUACUGGGUUCUUCCCGAGUGAUAUCUAUGUGAAAUGGCAGAAGGGUGAUAAGGAAAUCGAUUCUGCUCUUUACAAGAACAAUCCUGUCGUUCCUGAGAAAGGGGGAGUCUCCUAUUCAACGUUCAGUAGACUCACAAUCCCCAAAAAUGAGUGGACGACUCGGAAUACCUACAGCUGCGUGGCUGCUCAUGGGACAGAAAGGUUUACAGCUAAAACACCUGAUAAUCUUUUUGCUUGCUCCAGCACUGAGCCAACUAUUUAUCUCCAAAAACCCCCAUUUGAAGCUGUUCUCAAAGGGAAACAUGUCAGUGCUGAUUGUCUUGUGGUUGGACUCAAAGACAGCAUCAUUUCCUGGAUUGUUGAUGGAAGAGAAAAGGACUCAAAAUCAGUUGAUAGCAAAAUAAACGGGAAUAAUACCCAAAGCAUCACCAAGCGAUUGACAGUAUCUGCUGCUGAGUGGAAAAGCUACAACAAAAUAAGUUGCCAAGUCAAACACCCUUGUUUCACCAAAGAGGCGUCUAUUACCAAAGAGACAGGUCCCUACAAAAAGCCUGUCCUGGAGCUUCUACGCCCCUCUGAAGAUCAUCUGGGAGCCGACAGCGCAGAGCUGGUAUGCAUCAUUACUGGGUUCUUCCCGAGUGAUAUCUAUGUGAAAUGGCAGAAGGGUGAUAAGGAAAUCGAUUCUGCUCUUUACAAGAACAAUCCUGUCGUUCCUGAGAAAGGGGGAGUCUCCUAUUCAACGUUCAGUAGACUCACAAUCCCCAAAAAUGAGUGGACGAAUAGAAAUACCUACAGCUGCGUGGCUGCUCAUGGGACAGAAAGGUUUACAGCUAAAACACCUGAUAAUCUUUUUGCUUGCUCCAGCACUGAGCCAACUAUUUAUCUCCAAAAACCCCCAUUUGAAGCUGUUCUCAAAGGGAAACAUGUCAGUGCUGAUUGUCUUGUGGUUGGACUCAAAGACAGCAUCAUUUCCUGGAUUGUUGAUGGAGGAGAAAAGGACUCACAAUCAGUUGAUAACAAACUAAACGGGAAUAAUACCCAAAGCAUCACCAAGCGAUUGACAGUAUCUGCUGCUGAGUGGAAAAGCUACAACAAAAUUAGUUGCCAAGUCAAACACCCUUGUUUCACCAAAGAGGCGUCUAUUACCAGAGAGACAGGUCCCUACAAAAAGCCUGUCCUGGAGCUUCUACGCCCCUCUGAAGAUCAUCUGGGAGCCGACAGCGCAGAGCUGGUAUGCAUCAUUACUGGGUUCUUCCCGAGUGAUAUCUAUGUGAAAUGGCAGAAGGGUGAUAAGGAAAUCGAUUCUGCUCUUUACAAGAACAAUCCUGUCGUUCCUGAGAAAGGGGGAGUCUCCUAUUCAACGUUCAGUAGACUCACAAUCCCCAAAAAUGAGUGGACGACUAGAAAUACCUACAGCUGCGUGGCUGCUCAUGGGACAGAAAGGUUUACAGCUAAAACACCUGAUAAUCUUUUUGCUUGCUCCAGCACUGAGCCAACUAUUUAUCUCCAAAAACCCCCAUUUGAAGCUGUUCUCAAAGGGAAACAUGUCAGUGCUGAUUGUCUUGUGGUUGGACUCAAAGACAGCAUCAUUUCCUGGAUUGUUGAUGGAAGAGAAAAGGACUCACAAUCAGUUGAUAGCAAACUAAACGGGAAUAAUACCCAAAGCAUCACCAAGCGAUUGACAGUAUCUGCUGCUGAGUGGAAAAGCUACAACAAAAUUAGUUGCCAAGUCAAACACCCUUGUUUCACCAAAGAGGCGUCUAUUACCAAAGAGACAGGUCCCUACAAAAAGCCUGUCCUGGAGCUUCUACGCCCCUCUGAAGAUCAUCUGGGAGCCGACAGCGCAGAGCUGGUAUGCAUCAUUACUGGGUUCUUCCCGAGUGAUAUCUAUGUGAAAUGGCAGAAGGGUGAUAAGGAAAUCGAUUCUGCUCUUUACAAGAACAAUCCUGUCGUUCCUGAGAAAGGGGGAGUCUCCUAUUCAACGUUCAGUAGACUCACAAUCCCCAAAAAUGAGUGGACGACUAGAAAUACCUACAGCUGCGUGGCUGCUCAUGGGACAGAAAGGUUUACAGCUAAAACACCUGAUAAUCUUUUUGCUUGCUCCAGCACUGAGCCAACUAUUUAUCUCCAAAAACCCCCAUUUGAAGCUGUUCUCAAAGGGGAACAUGUCAGUGCUGAUUGUCUUGUGGUUGGACUCAAAGACAGCAUCGUUUCCUGGAUUGUUGAUGGAAGAGAAAAGGACUCACAAUCAGUUGAUAGCAAAAUAAACGGGAAUAAUACCCAAAGCAUCACCAAGCGAUUGACAGUAUCUGCUGCUGAGUGGAAAAGCUACAACAAAAUAAGUUGCCAAGUCAAACACCCUUGUUUCACCAAAGAGGCGUCUAUUACCAGAGAGACAGGUCCCUACAAAAAGCCUGUCCUGGAGCUUCUACGCCCCUCUGAAGAUCAUCUGGGAGCCGACAGCGCAGAGCUGGUAUGCAUCAUUACUGGGUUCUUCCCGAGUGAUAUCUAUGUGAAAUGGCAGAAGGGUGAUAAAGAAAUUGAUGCUGGUCUUUACAAGAACAAUCCUGUCGUUCCUGAGAAAGGGGGAGUCUCCUAUUCAACGUUCAGUAGACUCACAAUCCCCAAAAAUGAGUGGACGACUAGAAAUACCUACAGCUGCGUGGCUGCUCAUGGGACAGAAAGGUUUACAGCUAAAACACCUGACAAUCUUUUUGCUUGCUGCAGCACUGAGCCAACAAUCUAUCUCCAAAAACCCCCAUUUGAAGCUGUUUUCAGAGGGGAAAAUGUCAGUGCUGAUUGUCUUGUGGUUGGACUCAAAGACAGCAUCGUUUCCUGGAUUGUUGAUGGAAGAGAAAAGGACUCACAAUCAGUUGAUAGCAAACUAAUCGGGAAUAAUACCCAAAGCAUCACCAAGCGAUUGACAGUAUCUGCUGCUGAGUGGAAAAGCUACAACAAAACCAGUUGCAAAGUCAAACACCCUUGUUUCACCAAAGAGGCGUCUAUUACCAAAGAGACAGGUCCCUACAAAAAGCCUGUCCUGGAGCUUCUACGCCCCUCUGAAGAUCAUCUGGGAGCCGACAGCGCAGAGCUGGUAUGCAUCAUUACUGGGUUCUUCCCGAGUGAUAUCUAUGUGAAAUGGCAGAAGGGUGAUAAGGAAAUCGAUUCUGCUCUUUACAAGAACAAUCCUGUCGUUCCUGAGAAAGGGGGAGCCUCCUAUUCAACGGUCAGUAGACUCACAAUCCCCAAAAAUGAGUGGACGACUCAGAAUACCUACAGCUGCGUGGCUGCUCAUGGGACAGAAAGGUUUACAGCUAAAACACCUGACAAUCUUUUUGCUUCUGUGAUACCAACAAAGCCAACAAUACACCUUCUUCAGUCCACGAGUGACUUGGUCUGCUUGGUGCAUGGAUAUAGCCCAAAGCACAUUGUAAUCAAUUGGCUUUUGAAUGAGGAGCCUGUGUCUCAAAACUACACGAUGGCUCAGCCAUCGAUGGGAAUGGACGGUAAAUUCAGCACCAGAAGCCAGAUCCUCUAUUCUGUGAGAGAAUGGAAACCUGGCAUGGUCUAUACCUGCAUGGUGAAUCAUCCAGCCACCAACACAAUCUUGUCCCGUAACAUCAGUAAGCCAGAGAUUAUAGAAGAGAAAGAUUUCCAUGAUGACAAUGUUGAUUAUUUUGUGCCAGAGGACGACAUGCAGGGGGUGUGGACCACAGCAUGCACCUUCAUCAUUCUCUUUCUCCUCUCCUUCCUCUACAGCAGUUUCGUCACGGUGGUAAAGGUAAAAAAAUGAGGUUCUGCUUUUGAAAACAAGAGAUUGACUCAGAAGAGGAAUAUGGAGGUGGAGUUCUACUGUUGCCUUGCCUGCAACAUAUGAAUAAUGCUUUUAUAAUAAUAAUAAUAAUUGUAAUCAAGUUUGAAGUAACAAUUGUGCGUAUAGUGCGAACACCUGAAUAACAUUUGCCGUAUUUACUCAAAUUUAAAAAGACCCUUAAUUUCGCGGAACACGAUAUUACCGUACGGUUUCUCUUUUCUUCAAGGAAACUUAAAAAAAAAAAAAAAAAAACCUGCACCAGAAAAUGUGCGUGAAGUUCACUGCAUAGCAUUUGAAUAUACCGAUACUGUAGCGAGAGUAACGAUUGUAGUGAGCAGCAGCUCUCGUUCAAGCACGCCAGAAUAAUUGACAUUAGCAAAUUUAAAUUAAUUCACAUUGAAAAACCCUGAAUCCGAGUCACCUUGAAUCCAAGGUGCUCUAAAUCCAAGUCACCCUGAAUCCAAGUCACCCUGAAUCCCGGUCACCUUGAAUCCCAGUUGCCCUGAAUCCCAGUCGCCCUGAAUCCAAGUCACCUUGAAUCCCAGUCGCCCUGAAUCCAAGUCACCUUGAAUCCCAGUCGCCCUGAAUCCAAGUUGCCCUGAAUCCAAGUCGCCCUGAGUCUAAGUUGUUCUACCCAAAUUUUAGCUUUUAUUUCAGUAAAAAAAAAAAGCCUGACUUAAAUUUGAGUAAUUACAGUAAUAUUUUUUUUCAGAUAUGUGUUUUUAACUAGUGCCUGAAAGCAUUGUGCUUAGAUAGAUUGUGUUUAGAUACUGUCUUAAUUCAUACCGAUGCCAUCCUGCAUUUAUUUUGGAACCACAUCUGCUCAUAAAUCCUUUUGGCACCAUUUGUAGAACUAGGGGAAGUCAACUGCUUUGGUGUUAAAGGCUGAUGAUUAGACUGUGAAGAGGGUGCGCAUAAUGUCAUGUAACAGUGUGAGUGUGUGUAACUUUUGGAAAUAACUCAGCCAUGGAUAAUGAUUCAUUCCUAAUU